Messenger RNA from Cornus florida, 764 nucleotides. RefSeq names its product 21 kDa protein-like. Bases 35 to 607 code for a protein of 190 amino acids. Gene Ontology annotation, biological process: negative regulation of catalytic activity. Lineage: Eukaryota; Viridiplantae; Streptophyta; Magnoliopsida; Cornales; Cornaceae. Gene Ontology annotation, molecular function: enzyme inhibitor activity. The transcript has a single exon. The record is from RefSeq and is a predicted model, not a curated record.
ACACCCCCCACUCUAUACUCUUAUCCAAAAUUCAAUGGCAAAAACCACCCUGUCAUUGCUGCCACUGAUCCUCUGCCUCCUGUACAUUUCCGGCACCGCCGCCUCGGCGAACUUCAUCAAGGCCUCUUGCAGUGCCACCGCCUAUCCGGCCGUGUGCGUCCAGUCUCUCUCGGUCUUCGCCACCACCAUCCAGAAAAGCCCGCGCCAAUUGGCCCAGACGGCAUUGUCCGUGAGCCUAGCCCGGGCUCAGUCCACCAAGUCAUUUGUGACAAAGCUAACAAAAUUUAAGGGAUUGAAGGCCAGAGAGUAUGAAGCAAUCAAGGACUGUUUGGAGGAGAUGGGUGACACCGUUGACCGGCUUAGCAAAUCGGUUCUGGAGCUCAAACGGGUGGGUAAAGCCCGGGGUCCGGACUUCUUGUGGCACUUGAGCAAUGUGGAUACUUGGGUCAGUGCUGCUAUAACUGAUGGGAACACUUGCAUGGACGGGUUCGCGGGUCGGGCCAUGGAUGGUAGGAUUAAGACCUCGAUUAGGGCACGUGUCACUAAUGUUGCACAGGUCACUAGUAAUGCACUAGCUUUGAUUAACCAGUUUGCUGCCAAGUACUAAGGCACUUGUGUUUUUCUGUGAUUAGUCUAAAGGUUUUGUAAUGUUUAAAAGAGUUAAAAUGCCAAUCUUAGUUUGAGUUGGCUUUUAAUUUUGAUGUAAUGUACAUCUUAUAUGAUGUUUUUAUGAGACAUUAAUUUUCAGUGAAACUUUGUUUUAA